AAGCAGGUCUGUGUGUGUUCAGUCCUGACGCAGAUAAUCUGUGUAAUCUGAUUAAGUGUGUGUAAGAGCCUGCGUUCCUCAGUGUUUCACACACACUGAUCAUGGCCGGAGAAGAGCCGUACCCCAGAAAGAUCCUGCAGUACAUGGAGGGAUUCCUGGUGUCAAAGGCUCUGUUCAGUGCGUGUGAGCUGGGUGUGUUUGAGCGUCUGCAGGGCUCUCAGUGGUCUGCGUCUGAUCUGGCUCUGUCUCUGGGCUGCAGUGAGGAUGGCAUGGAGCGUCUGCUGAACACCUGUGUGAGUCUGGAGCUGCUGACGGCUCGCACGGACCCCCACGGAGCAGUGGUGUACAGUAACACAGAGAUGUCCAGCAUGUUCCUGCUCAAGUCCAGCCCCAGGUCUCUGUGUCAGUCGAUCGAGUACAGCUCCAGAACCAUCUACCUGUGCUGGCAUUACCUGAGCGACGCCGUCCGAGAAGGGAGGAACCAGUAUGAGAAGGCUUUCGGUGUGGACUCCAGAGACCUGUUUGAAGCCAUGUACAGGUCUGAUGAGGAGAUGGUGAAGUUCAUGCACCUGAUGAACUCUGUCUGGAACAUCUGCGGCCGGGACGUGAUCACAGCGUUCGAUCUGUCGCCCUUCAGAUGCAUCUGUGAUCUCGGAGGCUGCAGCGGCGCUCUCGCCAAACAGUGUGUGUCCGCCUUCCCCCAAUCCACCGUCACCAUCUUUGACCUUCCCAAGGUCGUGAGGACGUCCCAGCAGCACUUUGUGUGCAAUCAAGACGAGCGGAUCUGCUUCUGUGAAGGAGACUUCUUUAAGGACGAGCUCCCGCAGGCCGAUCUCUACAUUCUGGCCCGGAUCCUGCACGACUGGACCGACCAGCGGAGUGUGGAGCUGCUGACCAAGAUUUACCAGUCCUGUAGACCAGGUGGAGCUGUGCUGCUGGUGGAGGCUCUUCUGUAUGAGGAUAACACUGGUCCUCUGACAGCGCAGCUCUACUCUCUGAACAUGUUGGUGCAGACGGAGGGUCGCGAGCGCAAAGCUUCAGAUUACAGUCGUCUGCUGAGCGCCGCUGGAUUCACACACAUCCAGAUCCACAACACCGGCAAGAUCUACGACGCCAUCCUGGCCCACAAAUAAACACACCGUGUGUCAUGAAGGGCUUCUGUUCUUCAGAAAUCAUCUUAUAUUGUCUUAAUGUUCAGCUAUGUCUGUUUUCAGGCUCUAACAGAUGAGUGUUUUACUUUACUGUGUUGUACCUGUUCAGAUAGGAGAUCUUAGAUCCAGCUUUUACUCUUCUGCUUUACUCUUCAAAUCUGCACAGCGCACUGUAAAAUCAUUUUUUUUAAGUAAAAAAAAAAGAAAAGAAUGAAUACGAAGAGUACAUUUUAUGAGGAAAUACUAUUUUAACUUUUUCUUUAUUUCAUUUAAUGUGUUAUUUGCCAUUUCUUUGUAAGUAAUUGUGAAAUUUAUUUGCGAUUUCUGAGUGAAAAUUAUUUCUACACCAAUUAUUUUCCAUCAAUAUCCUGAACUUUGCUACCUGAAAUCCACUAAUUGAAUAAUAAAAACCUUACUUUCACAACCCACAUUUCAAGAAGGUGAAUUUUUACAAAAUAUUUUAAAAAUAUUUU
Messenger RNA from Carassius auratus (goldfish), 1624 nucleotides. It is a transcript of the gene asmt, whose product is annotated as acetylserotonin O-methyltransferase. The transcript is spliced from 8 exons. The coding region runs from base 102 to 1133 and encodes 343 amino acids. Gene Ontology annotation, molecular function: protein dimerization activity; O-methyltransferase activity. Lineage: Eukaryota; Metazoa; Chordata; Actinopteri; Cypriniformes; Cyprinidae. The record is from RefSeq and is a predicted model, not a curated record.